Molecule: messenger RNA, 1087 nt
Organism: Myxocyprinus asiaticus (Chinese sucker)
Lineage: Eukaryota; Metazoa; Chordata; Actinopteri; Cypriniformes; Catostomidae
Product: coiled-coil domain-containing protein 25
Exons: 9
Coding region: 176-799 (207 amino acids)
Source: RefSeq, a predicted model, not a curated record
UGUUCGUGGCAACUUCCGGUGGCAAUUUCUGAAUGUUCUUGUUUUCGUCGGAAUGGAUUUUACAGAGGACAUGUGCCUCUAAUAUACAUCAUUAUAGAUCCCAUUUACCUCUAAUGUGGUCUUAGGUCUUUUUUUAUUUUAAGUGUAACCUUCUAAAGGUUGUGUUUGAGGAAAGAUGGUGUUUUACUUUACAAGCGCUGUUGUCUCACCACACUAUACCAUCUACAUGGGUAAAGACAAAUAUGAAAAUGAAGAUCUUAUAAAAUAUGGAUGGCCUGAAGAUAUUUGGUUCCAUGUGGACAAGCUCUCAUCUGCCCAUGUAUAUCUCAGAAUGCCCAAGGGUAUAACGAUAGAAGACAUACCAAAAGAGGUUCUGAUUGACUGUGCACAGCUGGUGAAAAACAACAGCAUUCAAGGUUGCAAAAUGAACAAUAUUAAUGUUGUCUACACACCAUGGAGCAAUCUGAAAAAAACUGCAGACAUGGAUGUCGGGCAGAUAGGAUUUCAUAGACAGAAGGAGGUGAAAAUUGUGGCAGUAGAGAAGAAAAUUAAUGAAAUCAUCAACAGACUGGAGAAAACGAAAGAGGAGCGCAAUCCUGAUCUUGCAGCCGAGAAGGAGUCUAGGGACAGAGAGGAGAGAAACAAGAAGAAAGCUCAGAUACAAGAGCAGAAAAAGAAAGAGAAGGAGGAAAUGAAGAAGAAAAAAGACAUGGAGGAAUUAAGGAAUUAUUCAUCACUUAUGAAGAGUGACAACAUGACCACAAAUGAGGAUGGCUAUGAUUCAGAUGACUUCAUGUAAAGUAAUGGAUCUGCGAUAAAGAAAACCAGCAUCUUUCCCUACAGUAUCUUAAAGUUUGUCAGUGCACGUUCAAAGGAGCUCAAUGUGCACUAGAGGCAUCGAAAAUGUAUGAUCUUAGGAAUGAUCGGAAACCGUACUUGUGCCAAUAAAGCACAAUGCCAGGACUUUUCUAGAGCAGUUGGCUCCACCAUUCCCUUGAAAAUAUCAAUAAAAUAAGUAAUGUAAAGAAAAGAAUGCUCUGUAAAUGUCAAGAUUGAGUAGACUGCUCAUUAAACAAGAAUUUGGAGA